Alligator mississippiensis (American alligator) is the source of this 5410-nucleotide messenger RNA. It is a transcript of the gene TECRL, whose product is annotated as trans-2,3-enoyl-CoA reductase like. Gene Ontology annotation, biological process: very long-chain fatty acid biosynthetic process. The transcript is spliced from 12 exons. Gene Ontology annotation, molecular function: oxidoreductase activity, acting on the CH-CH group of donors. The record is from RefSeq and is a predicted model, not a curated record. Bases 73 to 1161 code for a protein of 362 amino acids. NCBI's taxonomy places the organism in Eukaryota, Metazoa, Chordata, Crocodylia, Alligatoridae.
AUGCAGGGAGGACACAUUUCCCCUUGGAACUGCCCUGUGUUGACAUGAUAGUUGCUACCACUGGGUCAUACAAUGUACAGGAGGCAUAAGCCCAGUGCUACAGAGAAGAGGAACUUUGCAGCCCAUGGAGGCGGACUGUCUUUGCCACAAAAUGACACAAGGUCUUUUUACAGCUUGUCUCAGCUUGUGCUCUCUGCUGGCCAUCUCAGACAACCACCAGUUCUCAGGCAUUCAAAAAUCACUUACUUUGAAGUAGAAAUCCUUGACGCCCAAAGCAAAAAGCAGAUCUGCAUUGUGGAUAAGGUACCUCCAACAUCUACCCUUCUUGAUGUAAAACAUAAAUUUCACAAAACAUGCCCCCAGUGGUACCCUUCCCGGGUUGGCCUGCAACUGGAACGAAAUGGACCCUAUCUGAAGGAUUCUGUUAGCAUUCAAAGCCUGGCAGUUUCUUCCAUCAUUACCCUGUAUUUUACAGACCUGGGUCAGCAGGUCAGUUGGACCACAGUUUUUCUGACAGAAUACACUGGGCCUCUUCUAAUCUACUUGCUGUUUUACAUUCGUCUCGCAAGUAUAUACAAUGAACAGGAGAGUACUAAGAACUUUCGCCAUCCAGUAGUUCACUUGGCCUGCUUCUGUCAUUGUAUACACUAUAUCCGAAAUCUUCUGGAGACGUUAUUUGUUCACAAGUUUUCCGGAGGGCAUACUCCUCUGAAAAAUAUGAUUAAGGGAUGUGCCUUUUACUGGGGAUUCACUUCUUGGAUUGCUUACUACAUCAACCAUCCACGAUACACUCCACCAACAUAUGGCAACAGACAAGUUAUGUUUGCUGCCCUCGCUUUCCUGAUAUGUGAAGCUGGAAAUCAUUUUAUCAAUGUAGCUUUAGCUCAUCAAAAUCACUCAGGAAAUAAAUCCUAUUUUCCAAGCCCAACCUACAACCCUUUCACGUGGCUGUUUGCAUUGGUUUCCUGUCCCAACUACACAUAUGAGAUUGGGUCUUGGAUUAGCUUCACAGUGAUGACACAAACACUGCCAGUUGGUGUUUUUGCUUUCCUGAUGGUCAUCCAGAUGUCUUUCUGGGCCCAGAAAAAACACAAGAUGUACCUGAAGAAAUGUAAUACCUAUACAUACAGGAAAGCAGCCAUGAUUCCAUUCAUCUUCUAAGCUCUUUAUGCAUCAGAAGCCUAUAUGCACUGUUUGAUAUCUGACUCUGAGAGUAAAUGAGCCAUUUCCUUUAGUAAAGAGUUGUAAGACAAGAAUGAUUGGGUAUUUUCUUCAGAUAAUUAACAAAUGCAAAUGGGGUGCUCUUAAUUAAGUGAAAAGAAUAUGGCUCUGAAUCCUUGCUUUGUAUCAGAAGAUAUGAUUUCAUUAGAUUUUGUGUAAUGGAGCUCAUUAGGAAGAGAAUAGAAAAUCCCUCUUGUUAAUAGUGGGCCAAAUCUUCAACUAGUUUAAUUGGGCUUAGCUCUAUUUAAAAUCAGUGGAACAUUGCUGAUCUACUCUAGAUAAGAAUCUGGGUUUUUUAGGUUCAUUGUCAAACACUGACCAGAUUUUCAGUGUUGCAUUGUUGAUUCACAGCUUUUAUUUUAUUAAACACUGCACAAAAGCAGUGAGAGUUGUAUAAAUCCCUCUAAAAAGUAUCAUGGAGGAGUCUGGACUUAUACAGCAUUAAUACAGUUAGAAUGGCUUUGCAUUUUUCUUUGACUGAAUCUAUUACCGACAGAAAGUUGUACAAUUCAAAUGGGUUUAAAUUGAGCACUAUAGAGAAAUCUGCCUUUUUUUUUUAGGAGGCAGCCUACUAAUUCAGGAAGGGAAACAGUUUCUAUGAGAUCUCAGUUUUGUUUCUUGCUUUGCUAAUGAUUUGCCAUGGGGACUUGGAAAAGUACCUUAACUCAGAUUGUAGACAUCCCUCAUGGAGUUAGGGUGAUACCAAGUAUAUUUUGAUAUAGUUUUUUAAAUGUAGAUCCUCUUCCGAGAUGAUUACUCUGUUUUUACCUUGCUGUUAUUUCUAAAAGAAAAGUACUGGUCUUCUUCAAAUAUCUGAAAAUUCUAUAUAACAUGAUUUGCAAAUUGGCUGCAUCAUUUGCACAAAUAAACAUAUUUCUUAGCAGCAAGAUUUGCUUGGAUUGUAGUGCCAUUUAACAACAAAAAGGGUUAGGGUUGCUUCCACACUCAUUAGCACUCUAAACUCCAUUUCUCCUUUAAGUACUUGUCUUCAUGAAUGUUCUGUGGUGGGUGCAGAUGUGCCACAGGCAUUUGAGCUUGGAGACACUUCCAGCCCGUAUGGGCACAUGAACUUUACCUUUUCUCCACAUCUUCAAUAUGGACAUAAACACUUCCUGUUCUUCAGUUCCUUUCAUCUCCCUUGGCUUAAGAUGGAUAUUCUACUGCUUGUUCCAGAAUAGCCAUUAGCCUAGCACCACCUUUUCAAAAUCACUAUUUUUAAACAUUUUUGGUCUCUAGACCUUUUUAAUUUUUUUUUUCAGGCAUUGGUGUAAGAUCACCCAAUACAAGAUUUUUCGCAGACAGAAUCUCCUUUCAGGCUUGCUCCAAGUAUCUGCCCAAGGUCAUCAUAGAAUUUCAUUUUUGUAAGCAACGCUGCUUGCUGAUUUUUUUUCUCCAGAUUUCACUUUCUUAGAAACCUCUCUACAUAUACUUGAUGUGAGGUUAGCUUUGUUCUUUCAUCUGAACAGGACUAAGUCGUCCUGUAAUUUCUAUUUUUCUUUCUUUCCAUAGCAAAAAGUUAGAGACACAACAGUCUCCACUGAGGCUGCAUCCAGAGAAGUCUAGCCAUGUGGUAUGUGGCGCUGCAGACAUGACUGCAGGUGCCACAUACUGAACAUUCAGCUGUUCUCUGUGCUGCAAGGGAGCAGCAUGGGUGUGUGACCCCUGGAUAUUCAGGGGUUAAAAUAACCCAUGCAAAAAAAAAAAGUAGAGUGGCGCACGCCUCUCAAAACGGCCGAAGCCAAACUCCAGCUCCCAGUCAAGCUCUGAGUGCCAGGAUUGCCACUGCUACAUCCCUGGGAGGCCCCUAGAACUCCAGGUAAGGCUGCUGGGGCUAGCCCAGUGUUGGCCUCAGCCUCCCUCUCCAUCCCAGGUAACCUACUGCAUGCCAGAGUGCAUGUGGCGUAGGCAUUUUCCAGGGAUAACUAGCAGUGGCACAAAGUGUGCCACUGUUAGUUGUCCCCAGAGAACCAAACAUCCACGCUCAUGUGGGUGCGACCCCAGAGACUGCCUAACUGGCUCUUAGACUGUCAAGUUAUGCUAAACAGUUGCUAUGAUGGGCCUGCUGAUAGUGGUCAGAACUCAUUCCACCAGAGCUCAAUUGGGUUCUUUUGGGAACAUCUCUAUUCCAAACAUCAGCAAAAUGCCCCCUGGAGUUUAAUGCACACCUUCAUCACCACUACAGGAGAACUGUCUAACUUCAGAACAGCUGCAGGCCACAGCACCCCCUCAUUUUCAUCAUACAAGCCACAACAGCCCAUCAUUUCCAUCCUACAGGCCACUCUGUCACACAGCUGUCUCCUCUGUUGGCUACACCUCUUUAUCCAUGGCAUGGGGGAGUAAGAAUAUGAAAGCUAGAGGAAGGAAGGGAAGCCCAGAGAUUCUGGCAGCCUGAGGAAAGAGGCUGUGAGAGCAGCUGGAUCAGGUAAUGGAGGGGAUUGGUGACAACUGGAAGAAAUGAUGUUUGAAACUGGAGGAAAGAGUAGAGCGCUGAGGAUAUAAGGGGAUGGCAGCCCAUGGGCCCUUAUUUAAACACUCAUGGGUCAUACGCAGCCCAUAGGCCAUCAGUUGGACAGCACUUCUUUAGGCCAUUGCAGAGGCUGGUAAAGUGGACAGUACUUUUGGCAAAACAAUACUUUCAUGACCAUUUACAUGAAGCUCUGUAGCUUGCAUUCAUGUGGAUUGGGACACUGCCUUGAAGUUGCACAUAGUGAAAUACGUAUGUGGACAAGCACACAAAGACAAAAUCAGGCUUAAUAGCCUCCAGGUGUCUUAGAGAUGUUUUAUUUAUAUGCAACUUCCAUAUCCUGAUCAUCCCCAUCUCCUGCUGCUUCUCCUUGAAGUCCCUGACACUGUGGGAAAGUGCAGCUAAGAGAAAACAGAGAAGGAGGAAGGACAAACUACCCUUCCUGAUCUCAGUGCAUAGUAUGUGGACAGCAAGUCCAUGUGAAUGGAAUGGCUGGUAUUGAUUAUGUAAAAUGUUCUCAAAGCAUGAGUGCAAGAGCUGCCUGUACACCCACAGUUCAUGUGGGAAUGUGCACAUGAACAGUGCAUUUUAAAGAUCUUCAGUAACUGGUAAGUAACUCUUCUAUCAUGAUUUAACUCUUCUAUCAUGAGUUACUAAGCCAUAGCAACAAAGCAAGACAAUUUGGGCUUUUACAGGAAACAUUAUCUUAUACCACGGUGUCACGAUCAAGUGCUCUAACAAAGUUAAUUUAUCCAAUAAACCAGGUUCAUAUCCUUCCCCUAAUGCCUAUUCUAGAGUCUUGUAGUGUUUGUCCUAUUAACAACAUUACCAAUGAGCUAUGUGCGUUGACUGUAGAGCCUGCUAUAAAUAGGCAAGUGAAAGAGCAGCCAAGUCACAUUGCAUGUUUCAGCAAUUUAGCUAUGCUGGUAGGUAAUGUAAAAUAUAUAGCUGUAAAAAUUUGGAAGGAAUAACAGCAACUGAGCAUAGUUAAGUGAACAGGCUACGGCAAAGAAGGAAAUAGGUUUUGGCUGAGGAAUUAAUUUAUGUACUGGCAAAAUGGGAAGGCUCCAGGAAUUUUUGGCUCUAUCUGUAUUUUGGUAGACUCAUAAAUUUCAGUAUAAGCCCAUAUUGAACAAGAGAAAAAGGGAGUGCCAUAAUUAGCCCAUUAAGUUCAUAAAUAGGCAUAGCAAUUGCUACAGGCUGUUUGGUUUCCAAGUCAUCUACAGAAUCAGUAGUGGCAUCAUGUUUAUUAACUAAAGCUGUAUGUAAAGUAUAAUUUCUUUUAAUGUUGGUAAUGUAAAUAAAUAUUUUCAUGUGCUUUUUUUUAAACCUGUGAAUAAUUAACACCUGGAUUUUUUUUCAUUGCGCUCAGUAGAUACAAUAGAGUCGCUCUGAGCAAUAAAUCAGCUAAUAUGAUGUCCUGCAAUAAAGAUAUAUUUUAGGAUAAAAUAUUUGCUAUGAAUUUUUCUUGCUAACUUUUAAUUGGAUUCUCCUUAAAGUAACAUUUUCCCUAAAUAACAUAUGCAUGCUGUGUUGGUAAAAAUAUCAGGGCAUUUCCAUUUUCCUUCUUUUAGUAGUUUCUUCUUAGUUGGAGAGUAUAUUUAAUUAUAUGUUUAUCUUGAGGUUGUUUUUUAAAAAUUGUUAUGGCACUUAUCUUAAAACCUUUGAUGUGGGUGAGAGCCUGCUUUAAAUUUCACAACAAUACUCAUUUAUCUGAUCAUCUCU